Molecule: messenger RNA, 2211 nt
Organism: Brassica napus (rape)
Lineage: Eukaryota; Viridiplantae; Streptophyta; Magnoliopsida; Brassicales; Brassicaceae
Product: F-box only protein 13
Exons: 1
Coding region: 878-2113 (411 amino acids)
Molecular function (GO): protein binding
Source: RefSeq, a predicted model, not a curated record
GUCAAAUCAUUGUAGCAGGUUAGUCACUCUCCAGCUAAUCAUAAAAAAGAGUUAGUUGGCACUGCCGGUAAUACGUUUACUUUUUAUUUCAUUUGCUAUUGAAAAGUCAUUCACUAUUGAAUAGUAUCUCAAUAGUGCUAUUGUUUUUUUUUUGUCGCACUCCAUUAAACUUUUCUUUACAAAUAUUUUACAACAUACAAAGCACAAACACUCAUUAAAUCCAAACAAUAAUAUGACAAAUACUAAUAUACAAGCUAACAAAUUACAAGUUGUCUUUUACCAAAAAAAUAAUAAUUAUUUGACCAAAAAAAAGUUACAAGUAGUCAUAGUAUAAAAUUCAUAUGGCUGUUCUAACUAUAGUUUUUUCAUUGACAAUUGUGAAGAGUUGAUUUAUUUGACUAUUGUUAUUUUUAUAUUUCAAGAAUAGACAAGUAUUUCAUACUGCAUUUGAUUAAAAAUAAUUUAUUGGGGGUAGUGGUAGAACAUUGAACAAGAAGCUAUACAAAAAACACAAUCUUUCACUUUUGUUUUUGUCUCUUCCCCAUAGUAUCUUUGUGGAUUGUCAACGCUCUCUGAAAGAGGUGCCCAAGAAGCUUCCUUUUCUCUCUCUCUCUCUCUCUCUCUCUCUCUCCGAUGGCACUACAAAUCUCCUCUCUUUAAAAAACGAAAAACACUUCUACCAAAGAUCUGUCAUUACCAGUUUACCACUAUCUCACUUUCCUAUUCUCUCUUCUCUGCAUUUACUUAAAACCUCAAAUUCAAUCUUUUUCCUGGAAAAAUCUCCCUUUUACCUCUCUCUUUUGCAUUCCAAAUCGAAAUCCCACUUACCAAAACCCCAAAGCUCGAAACUUUACACUGAUCUGAAGCCUUAGAAAAAAUGGGAUUCUCAGCUGGAAAAAGAAAAUCAAGAGAUGAACAAGACUACACAGUAACCUUAGCUUCCACCGCUUUCCCCAUGGACGACCUCAACGACGACGUCCUCGAGAGAGUUCUCUCAUGGCUACCAACUUCCUCUUUCCUCCGCAUGACCUCCGUCUGCAAGAGAUGGAAAUCAACCAAAACCUCAAAAAGCUUCAACCUUGCCUGCUCCCAAGUCCCUCUUCGAGACCCUUGGUUCUUCAUGAUCACCAACGACUCAAAUUCUUCAACUUUCGUAUACGACUCAACAGAUAACAGCUGGAAAAGCCUCAACCAUAACCGCAACCGCCGCGAUUUCAUUCCAGUAGCUUCCUCUGGCGGCUUGCUCUGUUUCAGAUGCUCUGUUUCUGGUGGCUUCCUCCUCUGUAAUCCCAUCACUGGAUCUUCCCGAGACAUUCCUUCUCCAAUCUCUGAUGAUAACAGCAAGCCUCUCCAAGCUGUAGCAAUGACUGCUCUCACUCCCUCCAGCUACAAGCUCGUUACAAUCUCUGGAGAAGCCCCAAACCUCUGUUUCCAAUUCUAUGAAUCAGAUUCUGGUUCAUGGAGUAAAGAGUUGAACUUAGUGAAGAAGAACGAUGGAGAUGAUGAGUACAAUGAUUCCUCAGAUGAUGAGACUGGAACAGUCUACUUUCUUAGCAAGACAGGACACGUGGUUGUAGCUACUAACAAUCUCCAGAGAAGUCCCUCUAAGCAGUACUCUUCUGUUAUAACCGUUAAAGACGAUGCAGAAACCGUCUACUUCCUCAGCUCUCAUGGAACCAUCAUAGCGUGUGAUCUCACCAAUAGAUGCUUCACCGAGCUACCUAAGCUUCUUCCUCCGUUUCUUGAAUAUUCCAUCGACUUGGUGGAAUGUAAUGGAACCAUGUUUGUGGUUCUUCUCUCUGAGUUCUACGAAAGCGCUAGCUUGAGGAUCUGGAAGCUAGAGAACCAGAGUUGGGUUCAUGUCGGGAUGUUGCCUCCUGCUAUGUCUCAUGAGUUGUACGGGAGAGAAGGAGACAUAAACUGUGUUGGAGGAGCUGGAAACAAGAUACUUGUCUGCUUCAACACCAAUCUUCCUGAGGUGUAUUGUAGAUACUUUGUGUAUGACUUAGUUGCAGAACAGUGGAGUGAGUUGCCAAAAUGCUUCAAGGAUGGAGAAGCUGUGGAGUUCGUUUCUGCUCUUUCGUUCCAGCCUAGGAUCGAAGCAACAGUUUGAAAUUUUAGCUCUUUAAGGAUCUGAUUUCAUUCUUUUCAGAUAAUGUAAUGUAACUUGAUUUAUAUAAUGUAUUGACAAUCAUCGAGUUAGAACAUGAA